AAAAUCCAUUCUGGGCCAACACAGAAUGCCGCACUAGUUAAUCUCAUUGAAGCACCGCAGAGAUCAAUUUGUGGCAAUCAACAAUGGCAGCCUCACUCCAAGCCACGGCUACCCUCAUGCAACCCGCCAAGGUGGGCGCCUCUGCUCGGAUCAGCUCCUCUGCGUUCAAAUCCACCCACGCUAUUUCUAAAGCGUUCGGUUUGGAACCCGCUGCAGCCAGGCUCACCUGCUCUCUUCAGUCUGAUCUCAAGGACUUGGCUCACAAAUGUAUCGAUGCCACCAAAAUCGCUGGAUUCGCCCUUGCCACCUCUGCUCUCGUCGUCUCUGGAGCAAGUGCGGAAGGUGUUCCGAAGCGAUUGACGUACGACGAAAUCCAGAGCAAGACAUAUAUGGAAGUGAAGGGAACCGGAACGGCGAACCAGUGCCCGACCAUCGAUGGCGGAGUGGAUUCGUUCGCCUUCAAGCCUGGCAAAUACGAAGCCAAGAAGCUCUGCCUAGAGCCGACUUCCUUCACCGUCAAGGCCGAGGGAGUCAACAAGAACGCACCCCCUGAGUUCCAAAACACCAAACUCAUGACCCGCUUGACCUACACUCUAGACGAGAUCGAAGGACCAUUCGAAGUCACCCCCGACGGCUCCGUCAAGUUCGAGGAGAAAGAUGGGAUCGAUUACGCCGCCGUAACGGUUCAGCUUCCCGGUGGUGAGCGCGUGCCCUUCCUCUUCACCAUCAAGCAGUUGGUGGCAUCUGGGAAACCAGACAGCUUUAGUGGAGAGUUUCUUGUCCCAUCCUACCGUGGAUCCUCGUUCUUGGACCCAAAGGGACGGGGUGCUUCAACUGGUUACGAUAACGCCGUGGCAUUGCCUGCCGGUGGCAGAGGAGACGAGGAGGAACUUGCAAAGGAAAACAUCAAGAGCGCUCAAUCAUCCAAAGGGAAGAUCACCUUGAGUGUGACCAAGAGCAAGCCUGAAACUGGAGAGGUAAUUGGUGUGUUUGAGAGCGUUCAGCCAUCUGAUACCGAUUUGGGGGCGAAAGCUCCCAAGGAUGUCAAGAUCCAGGGCAUCUGGUAUGCUCAGCUUGACUCUUAGACCUUCUCUACUUGCCUUUGUUUUUGUUGGUUCAGAUUUUGCUGUAACUCCACGCACUCCCAAGUUUCAUCGCGUUUGUAUAUUAUAUGACUUCCCAUCGUAAUGCUUAAAAUGGCAGAGUUCCUCCA
Prosopis cineraria is the source of this 1213-nucleotide messenger RNA. RefSeq names its product oxygen-evolving enhancer protein 1, chloroplastic. Gene Ontology annotation, cellular component: photosystem II oxygen evolving complex. The coding region runs from base 84 to 1085 and encodes 333 amino acids. Gene Ontology annotation, molecular function: oxygen evolving activity. The record is from RefSeq and is a predicted model, not a curated record. Gene Ontology annotation, biological process: photosystem II assembly; photosystem II stabilization. NCBI's taxonomy places the organism in Eukaryota, Viridiplantae, Streptophyta, Magnoliopsida, Fabales, Fabaceae. The transcript is spliced from 2 exons.